Messenger RNA from Mytilus trossulus (common blue mussel), 4056 nucleotides. RefSeq lists its product as uncharacterized. Bases 249 to 2345 code for a protein of 698 amino acids. NCBI's taxonomy places the organism in Eukaryota, Metazoa, Mollusca, Bivalvia, Mytilida, Mytilidae. The record is from RefSeq and is a predicted model, not a curated record. The transcript has 10 exons.
UCUCUAUAUCUCUUUAGAGGCUUUGCUCUGACAUGCAUAACAAUGUUGUUUAAUUCAUUGUAAGAAAUGAUGAUCAGAGCUUGUAAUGAGGCUCUGCACAAGAUUCUAAGUGUCUCAUUAUAGUAAAUAAACUCAUCAUAGAUACCAGGACUAAAUUUAGUAUAUAAACGCCAGUACAUGCUUGUAAUAACUAAGCCUUGUUAUUACAGCUUAGUUUGCCCUUAAAGGCCUUGUCUCAUUGAUUUACCAUGGUUGAUCAAAAUUGUAUUGAUGGAAUUAGAAAAUUAGUUAUCAAGGAAACUGAGGCAAUGGAAAUAUCACAGCUGAUGAAUCUUAAGAAAUUUAACUUUAAUUAUAUCAUAUUUAUAGUACUGUGUGCAAUAAUAGCCUAUGUUUUUCGGGCUGGUGACACUUACAUAAUGAAACCUGUAUGGAGAAAAAGAGUAGAGCCUCACUACUAUAGUAACAGGGACUAUCCAACAUUAGACGACAGGUUACCAUCACCAAUUAUUACUGAUUUAGAAGGUGAUGGGGUGAAUGAAAUCAUUCUUAUAUCGAACGACUAUAAGUUGACGUCUCUAGCUCUUCCAGAUAAAACCGAGGAUGAAGAUGAUCUAACAUUACCCCAUGUUGUUGUUAAGAAUAAAAUACAGUUACCAAUAGCAACCAAAGAAGAUGGCGGAACAAGUAGGCCUGUUGUCAUGUCUACUGGAUUCACUGUGUCUUAUCAAUCCAUGAUUCAGAUUAGGAAACAGAUCAUAGUGAUAGCCACUGAUGACUGGCAGGUUUUCUGUUACUCACAUGACUUCCAGUUACUAUGGAAACAAAGACUGAUGAACAUUGCCCAUGUACGAUUGACCUACAAGAUAAAAGCUAUGGAUGUUAUGAUCACAUCACAUAAUGUCAGGAAAAAUGACGAGGGACUGGUCAUUAUUGGAGGAAGUUUCUCACACACAGUACAUGAUACCAACACAACUAAAGUUUCAAAUGGCACAACACUAGAGAAUGCUACCAAGGAGGAUAACUCUUUAACACAUUUCUCUUCUUUUGCCAUAAGUGCAAAAGAUGGAUCCACCAGGUGGCACCACUUACCAGGAGAUUUUGGAGAGAUAGAUACAUCAGUGAAGGAUAUACAUGGUGACCAUCAUUGGAAGUUAGCUCUGAAGAGACAUAGGCUCCAUGUAGGAGAAAGUCCUUGGAAUCUUUAUAAACAGGAAAUCUGGAAAUAUCUGCCACAUUUCUGGAAUAGUCUAGAAGAUACAAAGAUAAAAUUAGGUCGUUUUCAAAAACAAGAUGAGGCUAUUAUGGAUAAUCAACAACAACAAAAAUCUGCUCUCAGACCAGAACAUAUAAUGGGAUAUGCUUAUGGUGGUCAGCGACCGCACACAGAUGAUGAACAUAUAGUCAAUCCUAAUGUAGUGGUCAUCCAUAAUCAUAACGGACUUGAGGUCCUUAAUCUACUGACAGGACAACCAGUGACACAGUUUCCUUUAGGAUCUGAUGGCGCCAUCUAUAUUGAUAUUGAUUACGAUGGUUACGUUGAUAGAGUUUCAUGGGGAGCAGAAGAAGGACGUAGCCCCUGUUAUGUUGAUAUCUGGAGAUUACAACCUGUAAAGGAGAAAAUGGAAGGACUAGCUGUAUGUAAACUUUUCCGUGUCUUUUUCUCCUCGUCGUGGGCUUAUGAUGAGGAUAUUCUUAAGAAGUUACCACCCAUACUCAUUAAAAGUAUAUCAAGAAAGACCGGUAUUCUGAGGCAUUUACUGGGACAUCAUUUACCAACUAGUAAACAACCCUAUGACAUCAUCACAAUGGGUAGUUAUGGUAGAGUAUCAUCGUAUGACAAAGAAGGAAAUGUCAACUGGCAGGUUGGAACACCAGCCAGUUGGUCUGUAGAAUCACAAGAUAGAAAGAGGGAAGUAGACAGCGAGCCAGAGAAGUUACAACAAUAUAUGGACAGUUUUUAUCCUAGUAGGCAACUUAUGUCACUGCAGGUCUAUGGUCACAAGGAUGCCAUGGUGAUGUCUGGCUGGUCAAAUAUAGCCAUUGUUGACCUUAAAGAAGGAAAUCUGCUAGCCUCUCAUUCGUUACCAUGUCAACCCAGUAGUCCUCUUGUUGUAGGGGACUUUGAUAAUGAUGGAUUAAAUGAUAUUAUAGUAACAUGUAAAUUAGGGUACCUUGGUUUUUCAAUACAUCAUCAUACAAACCAUAUCUACACCAUGUUGUAUGCUGGGAUGGUAUUUGGUGCUAUUUUAAUCCUGUCCUGGUUAUGUUCGCCUGCCACAUACUACAGUAAUGAGAAAGAGGAAGACAGUGAUAGUGAGGAGGACAGAAUGGACGAUUAUUGAAACAGGGAUACAGUUAUGUUUUAUACUGAUUCCAGUAGACAAGACAAUGCUUGAGCUCUUAGGGAACAAAUCAUGGUUGUGAAGUCUAGCUUUGAAAGUAGUGUAAGAAGAGAGUUGUAAAGGAAGUAUGUGCAUGGAUGAAAUGGAAAUAAAUAGCUAUUUCAUGCUGAAUAAAAAAAAUGAUAACCUGGAUGUUGCUUUUUUACAAAUUUAGAUGAAACACAGUAAAUGAUGAGCUUCAAGCAAGAAAACAAAUGAAAUAAAGAUUGCAAACAGGGUGCAUAAAAAUAACCCUUUACCACACUCUGUCAAGAAGGCAGACAUUGUGGAAAGAAUUUUUUAAUUUAAAUUGAAAAUAAUGUUGAAAUAACAGAAAGUCUAUGCGUUUACUUUUUUACAUUGGCUAGAGGUAUAGGGGGAGGGUUGAGAUCUCACAAACAUGUUUAACCCCGCCGUAUUUUUGCGCCUGUCCCAAGUCAGGAGCCUCUGGCCUUUGUUAGUCUUGUAUUAUUUUAUUUUAGGUUCUUGUGUACAAUUUGGAAAUUAGUAUGGCGUCCAUUAUCACUGAACUAGUCUAUAUUUGUUUAGGGGCCAGCUGAAGGACGCCUUCGGGUGCGGGAAUUUCUCACUACAUUGAAGACCUGUUGGUGACCUUCUGCUGUUGUUUUUUUCUAUGGUCGGGUUGUUGUCUCUUUGACACAUUCCCCAUUUCCAUUCUCAAUUUUAUUAUGUUAUACUUAAAUUUAUUGAAAAUUCUAAAAAGAAAAUGUGAAAAAUUGCCAAGGCAUUCCGUGGGCAGUAUCAUUGUCUGUCUGUGCCUUAAUCAGUGCAUAGCAUUGCCAUAAAAUUUAAAACACAUGAUUCCAAUCUAGCAGUGUAGCUGAAUUAUGAUAGCAGGAAGAAAACGCCUUUCACUGCCAUUUAUAAGAUUUAUUUGGUGUUUUUAUAUGAGAAAGUAGAUUUAAAAUAUUUCAGAAAUAUUAACUGAAUAUUCAGACAAGGUAUUGUGAAAAUUAGAAUAAUUAAGGUUUUAUCAGAACUGAGGUUUGAUAAAUCCUCCUGCAUAAGAAAAUGCCUAUACCAAAUUAGGAACAUGACAAUUUUUUUAUAUUGUUAAGAUGUGUUUGAGCUAUGGAUUUUGUCAUUUUUUGAAGGACUUUUUGUGUUGAAUUUCCCUUGCAGUUUGGAAGUAUUGUUAAUUUACUUUUUGAUAUUAUCUUGAUUUAUUUCGUAUUUUGAUUACACAACUGGCAAUUGAACCUUACCCUAUAUUCCACUGUUAAUGGUGAAUGGGUGUUUAUCUUUCAUUAUUUCAUAUAUCCAUUUGGAACACUUAAUUUCUAAUUUGUUAUAUUACUAGCAAACUAUAAGAUCAUUAUAUUGAGUACAUCUGUUUUGAUUUUUUAUCAAGAACAAUUUUGUUGUUUCUCAUAAUCAUUUUGUUAUCAAGCAUAUGGAUGUAGGUCAAACUAUCAGAUUGAUUUUUUAUCAAGAACAUUUUGUUGUUUCUCAUAAUCAUUACAUUAUCAAGCGAAUUGAUGGUAGUCAAACUACCAGAUCAUUUUAUUGUGUAUAUCUGAUUUAAUUUUGUUCUAACACAUAAUGUUGUUGUUUCCCUUAAACAAGAAUAACACUUGAACUGAGGUUAAGCACAUUAUGAUCUCAAUUUUGUUUUUUAAAUAAAACUGAACGAAUAAAAGAAUUUAACCUA